Molecule: messenger RNA, 500 nt
Organism: Baudoinia panamericana UAMH 10762
Lineage: Eukaryota; Fungi; Ascomycota; Dothideomycetes; Mycosphaerellales; Teratosphaeriaceae
Exons: 1
Coding region: 123-374 (83 amino acids)
Source: RefSeq, a predicted model, not a curated record
CGCUUACGGCCCGAUUGAUCGUGCGAUAGAUUUUGCUGGCAAGUUCCUAGCGUUCUGUUACAUCUAGCGCUCCGUGGUUCGCUUUUUGUACAGCAUCUAAAUUCGAGGCAUAUAGUGGGUGGAUGAACGAGAUGACUAAGCAGCAUCAACCAACGCCUUUGUCUACUACAUCGUUCUCUUGUCACGCUCUAGCACUGCUCUUGACACGGCCUGCACGGCCGCGAGAAGUUGUUAGUAGGAUUGUGGGAAGGCGAGCAUGUGAGAGGAGAAGAGUCUUCACAUUACACAACCAAGAAUUCAGUUACAGUACAAACUUUGCGUGCCCGCUUCGCCUCCAUACUCCCACACAGCCGCAAAUGCAUCGCUUUCUGUAAACCCUCAUUGUGUUUUGCUCGCCAGAGCGCCUCAUCGCAUCUCGCUGUAUGUGGUAAUAAGACAAAGCCAGUGAAGUCCUCGUGGCCGCCCAAGGGUAAUGGUGAGCGGUGGAGAGCGGAGGUAUC